Vigna unguiculata (cowpea) is the source of this 513-nucleotide messenger RNA. RefSeq lists its product as uncharacterized. Lineage: Eukaryota; Viridiplantae; Streptophyta; Magnoliopsida; Fabales; Fabaceae. The record is from RefSeq and is a predicted model, not a curated record.
AUGGGCAGAGUGUAUGCGAUGUCAGGAGUAGAGGCUGCAGGCUUAGGUAACCUGGUUAUAGGGUAUUGUGUGAUUGCUGCAGUGAAUUGUUGUGUGUUGUAUGAUUUUGGAGCGACACACUCCUUUGUGUCAGAUGCAUGUGUGAAACGUUUGGGUCUGCCAGUGUAUUGCCGAGAGAAAAGGCUGUUGUUUCCCGACUUAAAGAAGCCUGAGUUGGUAUCUUCUCAGGGAGUUAUGAAGGAGAUUCAGAGUGGCACACAGUGCUUCAUAAUUUUCACUCAUAUGGAGGUAGAGGAGAAGGAAGGGACAUCGGUCAUACCAGUAGUACAUGAAUUUGAAGACGUGUUCCCAAAUGAAGUACCAAGGCUGCUUCCUAAUAGAGAGGUGGAUUUCUCAAUUGACCCGGUGCCUGGAACCAGUCCAGUGUUGAUGGCUUCGUACCGUAUGGCUCCGGCGGAGUUAGUGGAACUCAAGAAACAGAUAGAGGAGUUGUUGAGGAAGCAGUUUAUCUGA